Messenger RNA from Chaetomium fimeti, 2307 nucleotides. Its product is annotated as P-loop containing nucleoside triphosphate hydrolase protein. Lineage: Eukaryota; Fungi; Ascomycota; Sordariomycetes; Sordariales; Chaetomiaceae. Gene Ontology annotation, molecular function: protein binding; ADP binding. The record is from RefSeq and is a predicted model, not a curated record. The transcript is spliced from 5 exons. The coding region runs from base 1 to 2307 and encodes 768 amino acids.
AUGGCGUGUUGCCCCGGGUGGCUGCACUGUUCUAGUAUGUCGCGCUUCCGGCGAUGUCAAACCAUUCCCUACCCUCGGAACCCGGCCUUUUUCGGGAGAAACGAUAUCUUGCAGGCCAUCUCGGUGGCCUUUGAGGGGCAGACAUUGCGACCGGCAUCGGUGGCCAUUUGGGGCACCGGCGGUAUUGGAAAGACACAUAUUGCCCUCGAAUUCGCCCACAGACUGUGGUUGAGCGGAGAGGAAACCAUCUUGUGGAUCUCUAGCGAGACGACAGCCGAGGUCUCCAAGUCCUUCAACGAUGCGGCCAAGGCGCUUGAACUCGAAAAGUAUUCCGCCGUCAAUACCCCGCGCCGGAAUAGACAGUUGGUGUUCCAGUGGCUUCAGCAUACAGGCGAAUACAAGUCUAAUUGGUUGGGUUGUAUAGAUGUGCCUUGGUUGUUAGUCCUUGACAACGUCGGCAGCUAUGAGGCCGUUAUCCAAAACUGGCCAACGGUUGGGAAUGGCAAGGUCCUCGUGACUUGCCGCAACACCUUUGUAGCAGAAGCGAAUACUAUUGCAAUCGCAAUCGAAGUCCCGGCCUUUACAGUUGCCCAAAGUACCGAAAUGAUCCACAAGAUCAUAAACAAAAGGUCGGUGCCUGGGGGUAGCAACCAGCUCGAGGAGGACGCGACAAACCAGCUGUCUGUCAGACUUGGGGGGCUCCCACUUGCCAUUGACACUAUUGCCAAGCAGAUCAAGCUUUCUCCAAGAUUCAAAUCCGUUGCAGGAUAUUUGGUGUACUACGGAGGGAACCAGGAGCCGGCCCUGAAGCGACGGAAGCGAGGGGGUGAGGAUCCGUGGUACCCUCGGGACCUGCAUAAUCUUUGGCAGCCGGCCUUCGACAAACUUAGCGAAGAUGCUACGGAACUGAUGGGUAUGAUCUGCUUCAUGCACCCCGAGGCAAUUCCGUCAUUUCUUUUCCACGGAAAAGACUGGUCUAUGCUCCGCCCACGUUGGGAGUCCUUGGAAGAUGAAGAAAGAGUUGAGGAAGCUACUAACAUCCUCCUGGAGUCUGCCCUGGUCGGCAUUAACAACGAAACAGGCACUAUCGCGGUGCACCGUCUAAUCCAAGACAGCUACUUCCUCCAGAUGACGGCAGAAAGUCGCCUCAAGUCUUUCCAUUCCACCCUUACCCUGCUUCGGACUCACUUCCCUUCACAAGAGUCGGAUGGGGUACGUCACUUUUACACAAAAUGGGAUUUAUGCGCCCGUUUGCAUCAACACAUUGUCGCAUUUCGCGAUCGUUGCCAAUCUGGGAAAUGCCGUGGUACACUCCCAACAAACGAGCCAGCGUUUAUCGACCUUAUCCGUGACGAUGCUUGGUACAUGGUUGAGACAGAACAGUUUCUUCAGGCCGAGACGGCUCUCCUGUCCAUCCUCGGCGAUCUCGACAAGGGGUCCCUCCUCGCUGCUACCAUCCAGCGAGGCCUGCUUGGACUGUACGAACGGACAGGCAGAAGCGUCAAAGCAUGUGCCGCUGCUGAAAUCGAGUUCGAAAUACUGGAAAAGCAUGGCGUCUCCGAAGGCAAUGACGCGGCCAACGCCAAGAGCAAUGUCGGUUACGCCAGGACCUCGGCACUCAGGGCUGCAGAAGGUCUGAAGUACCUCGAUGCAGCAGUGGCAAUAGCCAGGUCGUACCCUGAGCCGGAGUGCUACGAGGACUUCAAUAUCGACCGCUUCCUGAGGAACAGGGGCCGCUGCAAGAUGCAGCUAAAACAGUUCGACGAGGCUCUUCGGGACUUUGACGAGGCGGAAUACUUCCAGGACAAGGUGCAUGGCCCUGACAGCCACUACCACGGAGAGACAAAACACGAACGCUCCAAAAUCGCCGCCUGGCGCGGCAACCUAACCUUAGCCGCGCAACUCAGCCGCGAAGCCCACGCCCUCGUCUCGGCCGGAAAGCCCACCCACGCGAGCGUCAUGGCGGCAUUGUACCGCCAGGGCUGGAUCGCCAUGCUCCAAGGCGACUACAACGACGACUACGACAACUACAACGCAGCACUGCAGCUGUUCGAGAAGGCGCUGGCCAUCUGCCAGCUCAACGAGCCGCACCGGGGCAACGCGGGCGAAUCGGCGCGAGUUUGGUGGCGCAUGGCGCAGGUUUAUGAGCGGAAGGGAAUGGAGGAGGAGUGGCGGCUGAGGGACAUGGCGGAGAGGGUGAGGAGGGAGUUGGUGGUGACGGGGGAUUAUGUGGUUGUGAAGGGUGGUGAUGAUGAUGAGGAGGAGGAGGCGGGGUGGGAUGCGUUGGUUGGGCUGCUUUAUCGGUGA